UUUGUUUUCAGAAAACGAAGUUAUUGAUACACAUAUGGGCUGUAUUUAAAAAGAAUGCGAGAUUCGAUAUAAUGAAUAGGAGAGGAGAUUUAAAUCGUCCAUAUCGACGAUAAGUUUUUUUUAAAAACUGAAAUCUGCAAUUACACAGCGCACAGGCGUGUGCAUACAAGUCGGUAAACGUAAGCCGGUGUCUUUCGUUUGAACGCUUGGUGUAAGCAUAUAUGCCGUUCUUUCACAAUGGAAUGAGAUAUUCCCAUGUCUGACUCUGGAAAAAAUAUGUUGAGUACGGAAUCUUUAUCAACAUCGGGAGUGAGAAUGAAUAGGGAUUCCACUGCGGUCAAAAGUGCAUGGGAUGCUAUCAAGAAGGGGGUCAACAAAGGGAAGGAUGAAAGGGACACCAAUGAAAUUGUCCAAUCUUCACCCACCAUGGUGUUUUCUGUGAUUGGGGACUCUGACAGUUUCGUACCCAGACCCUGGCCUAAGACUGUGUUUCAAACAGCUCUCAUAGAGGCAGCAAAGAGUGGGGGAGCGACCUGGAUUUUGUAUCGUGGUAAUGAGAAAGGUGUUUCAAAGGUCGUCAGAGAUGCGUACCAGAACUACGGUGACAUGGAAUUCGGAAAUAAAAACUUGCAAACAAACGUUGACGAUCCUAACCGGCAUAUCAAGCUUAUAAACAUUGCGGGAAAAGGGAAAUUCCACUCAGAGUAUGACUUUGAAACACAUGCCGGAGUUGGAGAUAAUUUUUUGUUGGACUUCGAGAAAUUUGUUUCCGAACAGGAAGUGUCCUUCUUCAGCCAGAAAAUGGACAUCAACAUGCCUGUUCCCAUCGCAAUAAUCGUCUGUGAAGGAGACAUUGAGACCAUCGCCCAUAUAUCCGAGGCUCUCGAAAACAAACUUCCUGUAAUCAUAAUGAAAGGGUCCGGAAAGGCUGCAGAUCUAGUGUUUGAUUUUUUACAAAAUGAAGAAGUACUUCGGAAGAAGGCGAGUGUUUUAUUCGGCAUUCGGUUUGAUGAUACAAAAUAUAACGAAUUGGAAAAGCAUCUUGCUACCAUCAAAAAGAAGAAAGAUUUGAUUGGGGUAUUUGACCUUGAUCAAGAUGACCCCUUAAUGCUGUCGAACAUUGUAGGAGAAGCAGUAGUCAGCUGUUGGUCCAUGGAGAACAUCCUUCAAAGAGACAUUAAUGAUGUUGGCAUGACAAAACCACAAGGCAUGCGCCCUAAAACAGCCAUUCCUCACUCUAACACAAACGGCAGUACAAUCAAAGGAUCGUCAUUAGCUUGGAAGCUUCUACGCAGAAAUUCUGUAAAUCCAGAAGAGGAUGCCAUUAAUCAAAUUCUUGGAGGAUUCAAAGAGGGAUCAAGACCAUACGUCUUAAAUCCCAAGUAUUCAACACCAACGUCACUUCCACUCUAUUUUUAUUUCGGAUACCAGCUUUUACAAGAAUCGGGACACAUGGAAGAAUGUGGACCUAUUCUCCUUUUGGAAGCUCUAAAGGCAAAUCGAUGUGACUAUGUAAGGGUUCUUCUUGACCAAGGAGUAAACCUAAAAAUGGAAAAUUUACCAGAGUUGUAUGAACAGACUGUUUCAUGUCAAGAUUGUACGUUUAAAGACGAAGACUGCUUACACAUGCAAUGGAUUUUGAAGCAAAUCCAAGAAACCCAUGCAAAGAAAGUUUGUCACAAGUAUAGGUCCAUCAUAAAGAAAAUGAAAGAAGGUGGAAGUAAUAAGUAUAAAAAGAAAAUUAAGGAACUACCUGGAUCAGUAGCAGAUGCAGCUAAAGGACUGUGUCGCAAAAUUCUACGAUACAAAGAAUUCAACUCUGGCCAGUCAUCUCAGGAUGAAAAUGUCUCUAAUGUGUUACUGUGGGCUAUUUUUGCUAACAGAAAAGAAUUGGCGGAAAUUUAUUGGCUAAGGGGAAAAGACCACCUAUUGACUGGUUUAGUGUGUUCGGCUAUUCUCAAAAAGCUAUCAAAAAAGGCGAACAAUGUAAAAGAACAAAUUUUGUCGAAUGAUUUGGCAGAUCAUUCAAAAUUGUUUGAACAACGUUGUCUACGCAUUAUGGAUAGAAUGUACGAAGAAAACACUAAACAAGCUAUUGAUUUGAUGGAUACUGAAGCAGACAUCUGGGGAAUUCAUUCCAGCCCUCUCACUUUUGCUUACGAAAAUUUUAUGUAUGAUGUAGUCGCUCAUACGUGUUCUCAGAAGAAUAUGAACAGACAGUGGUAUAACAAUUUGGCCCCUGACUUGAAGCCUUUCUUGAAGUCUGCAGUGAGCAAGCCAAAAAAGUUUUUUACUGCACCGCUGACAAAAUAUGUAUUCAAUUAUAUGAUGUUUUUUACGAUGCUGAUCAUGUACAGCGCCUUUGUACUAACAAGUAUUAGCACGAAAUACUACGUACAGGACAUCGCUCGAGUGUUCGAAUAUUAUGUGUAUUUCUGGGGAGCUGGGGAUUUUAUUGAGGAGCUUAUCAGCUGCUUUGGCUGUCUGGAGGCUAGAGGUCGUUCUCACAGAGGUUACUACUCACGUAUGAAGAGAUAUCUGUAUGACUUCUGGAAUGUAGUAGACCUGCUGUCAUACGCUUUGCUUAUAUCAGCUCUAUUUGUGCGACACUUUUAUAUUGACGAAACAUUCACUAUAGCCAGGCGCAUGUUUGGGCUUUCUCUGCUUGUGAUGUAUCUAAGAUUUUUGGAGGUGUUUUUGAUUCACAGGAAGAUGGGACCUACGCUUAUUAUGAUCAAAGAAAUGCUGAAGGAUCUACUCGGCUUCCUGUUCAUAGCGCUAUUUGUGGUAUUGGGAGUUGGAAUCUACUACCACGCAAACCUAUGGCCAGACCACCAAACAAUAUGGAGCGGUGAUUGGACCAACUGGAGGAUAUGGACUAUCAUAUACUAUCCGUACUGGCAGCUCUACGCAGAGUUGAAUCUCGAACAUCUUGACGGAAGUGACCAAUCGGACUGUACCAACAUAACAUCUAUAUGGGAGUCUGACACGUCCAUUAACCGUUGUCCACAGGAGGACUGGACUGUACAAGCUGUAGCGGCGAUUUAUCUGUUGUUCUCCAAUCUCCUGUUGGUCAAUCUUGUUAUCGCCAUGUUCAGCUUUACGUUUGAGAGAGUACAGGAGAACUCGGAGAAGCUGUGGCGGUUUGAGAGAUACACAGUAAUUAAUGAUUACGACUGGAGAAUCCCGUCCCCCAUCAACCUGGUGUUCCUCCCCUACCGAUUCUUCUGUUGUCCAACGAGAGAUGACUGUUGUCUACAAGGAUGCAGAGGAAUUUGCUGUAAGGAUGCGGUGAAAAACGAAAAGAAAUUUAAAGCAGAUAAUGAAGCAUAUCAAAAGAACUUUCAAAAGAUAACAGCACUCAAAAUACACAACAAAAUCUAACUUGUUUGCUAUAGCUCCUCUGUAAACGUAGGAGAAAACAUAUUAUCUCAAUUACGAGUUCAUUAGUUUAACAAUCAUAAUAACAAUCAUUUAUCAUUUUAAAAACAAUCAUGUAUUCAUAUUAACUAAUGAACUUAUCUGAAAACAUUGAAGACGUGAAUUUGCUUCUGAUUGUGUGUAUGUAAGAAGUUGUUUUAAUAUUGAAAAAAAAAUGAGUUUACUUUAUUAUUUGAUAUUAACAUUUUGUACACGUUUUGGAUUUAAAUGAUGUUUUUAUUUUUUAAUAUAAAUCAAACGAUUCAGAUGAGUUCUGAAGAUCAAAGAUUGUGAUGUGUAUAUCCGUCCAUUGUCGGCUGAUUUUUUUUUUUAUCUUUAUGAUUUGCUGUUACUAAUCUGUGAUAAAGAUUACAAUAAACAAAACAAUAAACUGUUGUAGGUUUGUAAUUGAACAAAGUGUACUUACUUGAAGUGUGGUGAUAUAUCUUAUUAAAAGUUGUUAAAGAAGA
Magallana angulata is the source of this 3890-nucleotide messenger RNA. Its product is annotated as transient receptor potential cation channel subfamily M member-like 2. NCBI's taxonomy places the organism in Eukaryota, Metazoa, Mollusca, Bivalvia, Ostreida, Ostreidae. The record is from RefSeq and is a predicted model, not a curated record. Bases 256 to 3384 code for a protein of 1042 amino acids. Gene Ontology annotation, cellular component: membrane. The transcript is spliced from 21 exons. Gene Ontology annotation, molecular function: ligand-gated calcium channel activity. Gene Ontology annotation, biological process: calcium ion transmembrane transport.